AUGAGUAUGAUAAGCCUAGAUACUAUAUCAUGGGAUGGGUUAUCCACGUACUUAUCUAUUUCGUCAACUAAGUCAUUAAUAUUAUAUGUUGUUCUAUCAUUAAUCUUUUAUAUUCUUUCGAUCAAAAUUAUAUUAAACUUUAUAGCAAAUAUCUUUUUUGCUAAAAAACAUAAAAUCUCACUUAAUAUAUUAUAUUUCUUUUUAAAUUCUAUACAUAAUAUUUCACUCUGUUCAAAAUCGAAAAAUUGGUAUAUUACGAUUAAAAAAAUCAAAUUUUCAUUUACAUCAAUAAUUUUUGAAGCUAUUACACUAGAUUUAUCAAAUACAGUGAUAGAUGAAAAUAUACCUCCAAAAGAGAAUAAAAAUUCAGACCCUAAUACUACAUUAAUUGACAUUGCAAAUGAAAAGCAAUUAGAUUUUCAAUUCCAUCUGAAUAAAACAUUUCUUAAUAUAUUCUAUCCUAUUUUAAUCAAAUUUAUCCCAAAAUUAAUAUAUUUAAAAAAUAUAAAACUUAUACUGAAUAAACAUAAUAUUCUUACUAUCAAUUUGCUAACAGUUUCUGUCGAACUUAUUAGCGAGCUAAAUACAAAUUCAAUCGUUUUCCAAUUGAUAUUAAAUAAAAUUAACCCCAUUAAAAAUGAAUCUCAUUAUCAGAAUACUAAAAUCAAAGAAAAGCCCAUAUAUCUUCCGUCUGUUUCUAAUCUUCUUUUGGAAUACCAUCUAGUAUACUCAAUUGGAAACUCUGCAGAAUUUAAAAACAAAAAAAUAGUUUUAGUUCAAUCAUGGACCAAUUCAUUAAAAGUAAGUGGUUUAGAUUAUAUAAUUGAAGAUAAUGAUUGUGAAUCAGAUACUGAAACUGAAGAGGAGACUGAAGAUGAAGAUGAAACUGAAGAUGAACAUAUAAAUGAACCUGAAGAUGACAGUGAUACUACAAUUACAGAUGAUACCCAACUAAAUGCAAAUCAUACAAGCAAAGAUAAAAGAUCUAUUUCAAACACUUUUCAACCGCAAUAUGAAACGACGAUUAUUGAAAUAUUGAAUGAUAUUAAAGCCAAAUUAUAUCCCUAUAUUAACUUACUUACAAAGAUGGAUAUUCUUGAUAUUAAAUUUUCAAAUAUUUCCAUUAAAUAUAAAGGCUUAAUUAAAAUUGAAAUAUCCAGUUUCCAGUUUUAUAUGGUAUCUGUCAAAGACCCGAAUACUUUAUUAUCAACUUCUCCAGAUAUAUUAACGAAUAACCAUCAGAUAACUUUAUCAUUAAACAAUGUCCUUAUUAAACUUGGAAAUCAUUCAAACCUAAGAAUUCCAUUAUUGAUCACUGUUAUCUCAACAGAUAUGUUUACUUUUUUUGCGUUUAAGCAUGCCAAUUGGAAUAAUACCAAAAUAACAUCUAAUACAAACUUACUUAACCCUUCAUUAUAUUUAACAAUAUCAAAUAUAAUUGAAUUAUUAACAUUAUUUGAUUUAAAUUCAGAACAUUCACAGAAUAACGGUAUUAAAUCUCAGUGCCAAGAAAAAUAUGUUAGUUCUAUGCAUAUUCAUAGAAAUACUAUCACAUUAAAUGAUUUCCCUAAUGUAUUAUUUGAAUUUUCUCUUUCAAAUUUCGAUUCUAUUUUACAGCUUUCUACAACCCUAUUUUUAACUUUGAACAUAUUCGAUACUCAUGCAUUGUUUCAAUAUAAAAAACCAAAGGAAUGUAAAACUAAACAAAAAUUUCAAUUUACCAUUAUUAAGGAUAAAGUGGUCAAUUAUAUUAAAAUUGUAGGCGUAACAUCUACUUUUCAAACAAAAGAAAAUAGUGUUGAUGAUGAUUAUAUGUAUAUGCCAACAAUUGUUCCAAUUUGUGAAUUAGAAAGAAUGGAUACAUUCAUAGAAGAUAUUUCUGAAAAAUCGUUAAACUUAAAAACCACUGUGAGAAAUUUUAUCUUUAGUUUAAACGAUAUUGUUGUAUUAGAAAAAUUGGCUAAACUCUAUCUAAAAACUGAAAAUUUAUUGAAUUCAAGAAAGACGCAUAUAAAGAGGAGAAAAUCACAUUCUACUAGUGGCAAUAAUGCUCUCAAUUCUCCUACAACAUCCAAAAAUAUUUUCCUUGAUUACAAUUUAAAAGUAAGAUUAAAAAAUACCAAAUAUUCUUUAUUAAUCGCUAACUAUCUAUCAAAGACAUUAGAUCCUUUGGAAUUGCAAGGCAAAAAUUUAACAAACGUCCAUAGAGGGUUUUUGUUAACAGUACAAGAGAUUAUUUAUAUAACUGGAAAAUCAAGAGAUUUAUCGAUUCAUGAAACUAGUCUAGAAAUAAUAAAUACAGCUCUCUAUCGUAUUAUUGAUGAUUUUAAGCCUAAGAAUAUUGAAAACAUAACUAAUAUAGAAACUCCAAUACUUCAGUUUGAAAAUCUUACCAUUGUUCAGAAUAGUAAAGACCAAGAAAUCUCUAUCAAAUUACCAUUGGUUCACAUGAAACUGGAUGUUAACAUUCUUUGGUUAUUUUAUUUUAUGCAAAGCGUGUUUAAUAAGAUCUACUUCAAUAAAAGAGAUUUAAUGAACUCCCAAUAUCAUACUAAUGUAAACCAAGAAAAUUCUGAGACUCCCAAAAUUUUACAGAAAAAUAAAAAUACACUAAAGCUAGACAUGGAAAAACUUAUGAUUGAUAUUGAUUUACCACAAGAACAAAGUUUGUUGAUUACAAUUUCUGAUCUUAGAUAUUCCAAUAUUGAACAAAUAUUAACCUUCUCAUCUUUGUCAUUUUCUGUCAAGUCUGUAUAUGUUACACACAUUCCACUAAAUAUUAUCCUUCUUAAUAUUGAAGACUUUAAGUUAGAUAUUUUGCAACUCACAAGAAAAAAGCAUAUUAAUAUAUCAACAUCUUUGUUCCGUUUGCAUACUGAAUAUCAUUUCAGAUUUUACUUGUUAUUAGAUAGCAUAAUUGCAUCCUUUAAGUCGUUUAAGCAAUUAAAAUUGGCAUUCUCAGAUUUAUCUGAAUUUCAUAGAUUACGCCCAUCUCCUGAAAAACCUAUUUUAUUUCCUCAUGUAAAUAUCUACUCAGACAAUUUUGUCAUUGAUGUGGAAGAAGAUCCAUUUGAGCAAGAAUUAGGGUUAAUAUAUAAGGUAGGAAUAUUGGAACAGAGAGAACGGCUAAAAAUGCUGGAAGAGUUUCAUCAUCAAAAAUCUUUGUUUAAAGAAGAUCAUAAAUUAGAUAGCAUCUUUACAGGUACUAAUCAAGGAACUGCUCAAAAGGGACGGACCAGCCCUAUUCAUGAUAUAUAUCACCAAACUACUUUUGUUGGGACUCCAUAUAAUGAGCAUAAAAGUAAAGCAUGGGAAGAGAGAGCAAGAAAAAGAUUAGAUGAACAUUUUUCAACAUCAUGGAUUGCGAGAUACCGUAAAUCUAGACUAGAGUUUAUUGGCAUGCCAUUUAAUGUUAAAAAAGAGCAAGUAUUUGGCUUGAAUUAUUAUUAUAAUGUUUCAUCUCUGAAAUAUAAAAAUACGGUAUCAAGUCUAAGAGUUAAGAAUUGGAAUUUUACGUUAUCACCACCUUCUUUUCCACUGGAACAAUAUCCUGAAUUUAUCUACAAGUAUGGUAAGAAAGUCCCAAAGGGUAGAUUAUACACUUUGAUUUUUGUAUUUCAUUUAGAUGUUACUGCUACAUCAACAGAGUUAAGAUUGAGGGAUUACCCAAUUCCAAUUUUAUCAUUCCCAAAGAUUCAUACAGGUGGUGAUUUUGUUAUUGCAGAGAGAAUGCCGGGUCUGUUAUCAACUAGAACAGUUUAUGUUCCUUUUGUUCCUUCUGCUGUUAGUAAUGAAUAUAUGAAAACUAACUCAAUUUAUGGAACACAUAUUAUAUCUACAAUGAACUCUUUAAAAACAAUUAUGAACGUUAAGUCUACAAUUGAAUCCACUACAGCAGCAUAUAUUGCAUGGGGUAAAGCUAUGCAACCAGGUUUUGAAUCUGUUAUGCUAUGGUUUGAUUUUUUAACUAAACCUCAACUAGAUCCAUCUCCAAAACUAGGUUUUUGGGAUAAAAUUAGAAAUUUGGUUCACGGUCGAUGGAUUCUUGAGUUUUCAGAAACAAGUGAAUUUAAUAUUCAUAUUAAAGGAUCUAGAGAUCCUUACAAAGUAGCUGAUGAUGGUGCAGGCCUUUCAUUCAGAUGGUCUGGUGGUACAAGAAUUUUGGUCCAUGGCACCAAUGACCCUACAGAGUUCUUAAAGAUUGAAUCGAAUUCAUUUAAUCUUGCUAUUCCUGAUUUUACAGUUCCCAAUAAGUUUGAUAAAAUUUUAAUGAAAUUAGCUGGGAGAGUUACUUGGAAGAUGGGGUUUAUAUUUGAAAAAGGUGAUAUUAAUAAAGCAGGGGAAGAAAAACGGUCGAUGCCUAACAGGCCACACCAUGAUAUUGAAUUAAUACAUCCUGAUAACGUUGUGAAUAAGGAAGCACAUGAUUCAUUCCAUGGAUUUAGAAGUUCUUUCAUUCAUAUGUCAAUAGGUGUUUAUUCUUGCCAGCCUGGCUCUCGAAAUAGUCUUCAUUUGUCACCAUAUGCCUUUUCAUCAUUUUUAAGUUGGUGGGCAUUGUUUGAUUCAUAUACUUCAGGUCCCAUUAGACAAGGUCCAUUGUUCCCUGAUCUAAUCCAAAACAGUACCAAGUUCGGUAGGUCUCUUUUUACUAUUAAAUACCAGUUGCAUCUUGAACCUCUUUUUGUAACAAAUGUUUACAGGCAUAUUUACCUUGGUACACAAAAUGAUAACUCAACUGAUGGGGAUGUUAUAUCAUUCACAGGUCUAAAAGGUAGGGUUAAAUCGUUUAAAAUAGAUUUACAUCAAAAGAGAAUUAAAGUGACCCAUGCAAAUGAGAAGCUGAACAAAUUUAAGCCAAUCUGGAAGUUUAAAAUGUCUACAGGUGAAGUUGAUUGUAGAGAAGCAGAUGUUAGAAUACUUUUUACUCAAUUUAGCGUGUCUUCGUUUCAUAAAGUUCUGGCACAACGGUUGGAUCUUUCUGUACCAUCGGCACCAAAUUUUGAUAGAAAGUCUAACAUAUUAGAAGGGCCUAAUUCUGAAUGGUACGAUUUUGAAGACUAUGUAGAUCUAAACCAAAUAUUACCAGACUCCACUGUUCCUUUAUCAUUGGAAGCAAUACCUCUGUUAUACUCACCGCGUAUUUCAUAUUUUAGACAGAUCAAUGAUGAGGGGUAUAAUGUUAAAUACCCUUUCGGAGAGGAGCCUUCACAUAGUUGCUUAAUCGAUAAAAAUCACCCUGAGCGCACUCAAGAACGAUUGACUGAGAAAAGAAUAAAAGAGUUAGAAGAUCAUAUCGAAAAACUUUCAAAAGAAUUAAACCAUCUACAAUCUGGAACGAAUUCUCAGAUAGAGAGUCGCAAAAAUAAAAUUAAUCAGAUGAACCAUCAAUUACAUGAGGUAAAACAUAGAUGGAGAAUCCUCCAAGGUGUUUUGAGCGACUUAAAAAUUUCUGCAGAAUAUGAUUUUCAAAAAAUUAGGCAAUCUAGUGAUUUAUACUCAAUAAGUGAUUCAGAUUCAGAUAUCGUUCCAUUUACAGGCGAUACAAAUAGCUUGACUGUUCCAAGAGCUAAGACUGUUGAAUCCUUCGCUAUUAUGAGGCGUGUCUCGCAUUCGAAUGCACAGUCCUCAUAUGAUAACCGAUUUAUGCUUCACAAUAUUCAACUAAGAAUUAAUAAAAGUAUUAGAGAUCAUCUUCAAGAUUAUGCUACCGCCAUUUUUGAAAAGAAAUCGACCCAAUUUUUUAUGAAAUAUAAAUCUGUUCGAAUCUUACAAACACUACUAAACACAUCAUUAUUCAAUAUGAAAACUUCGAUUAGUGAGUUUGGCUUUGUAACAGAAGAAGAUCAAUCCACAAAUUCAGAAUUUAUUCAUCAUUUUGAACAGCUUGUGAGAGAGGUUGCAAAUGAAAAUUUUAUAGCUGUGGAUAGCUGUUUAUUUCAGUUAAUUUCACCCCAAAUUCAAAUUACUUCGGAAGAUGAACCAAAUAUCGCAUUGAUUUUAGUUGCAAGAGAUAUUGAAGUAGAAUUAAUUGAUAUUCAGGAAAUUGUCGGUAGAUCAGGAAAACGUAUUGUAACUGAUGUCAACACUAUCGUCGAGACGAGGUACUGUUCUACCCUGAAGGAUAUCCAACUAUUUACUGUUACGAAGUCUGAACUAAAAGGUUCUGACAUGAUUAAAUUCAAGUCUAAUGGGUAUGGUGUUUCAGAUAAAUCACAGAUUUGGCCACCUUGGGUUCCAUUAGAAGUUUGUUUUGAUGGUGCUCUUUUGCUAGAUCAGGUUUUUUUAAAAAGAAGAUCUAUGUAUGUCACAUUUACAGCUCCGAAUGCAUUAUAUUUCAGUGCUAAUGAUAUCGGUAAUCUUUCAACAGAUUCGAAAUUUAGAAUUGCUUUCCCAAGCUUGGCUAUCACUUCAACAUCACAGCAGUACACCGCAGUUUAUAAUAUCAUUGGCGGACUUCUUUCUUUUAAUUCCACUUUUGAUGAAAAGGUAGCCAAAUUAGCCAAAGUAUUAUUGGCUGAUGAAGUAAGAAAUAAUUUGGAGAAGUUAGAUGUGUCCGUUGUCACAAGCUUACAACGAAAGGUACAAGAUUUAUUAUAUACGAGAGCUUUUUUGAAAUCACAUGACCCAGAGCUCUUUGCAAGAUGUCAGCAUGAUAUUUUAAGCAGUAUCCAGGCUACAUUAGUAGAGCUAUCAGUUUUAAUGAAUGCUAUUAAACAAAAUUAUGAUAAAUUGGGUAAAAAUGAAAGUGAUAUACAAAAGAAAGUUAAUUGGCAAGUUAGCGCAAAUAAGAUCAGAUGGGAAUUAUUUGAUGAAAAUAAGAAGCCCUUUUUGACAAUCCAUCUUGGAUUAUUUACAUACAUUCGUUCUGAAAUGCCAGAUGGAGCGAAUAGUAAUGUUGUCAAUAUUCAAUCCUUAAGUUGUUUAAACCAGCAAGAGAAUACAAUAUUUUUGGAAUUAUUGGCACCAUUUGAGAAUAAUAGUCUUUAUAAGAAAGACGAGCCAAUGAUAGAAUUAUUUUGGCUAUUGGGUGCUUCUGUUGGUGGUAUCACUGACAUUGAAGAGAUGAUAGUUAACUGUCAGCCAGUUAUUUUUAAAAUGGAUUAUUUGACCAGUGAUAAGCUAUUGAAUUAUUUAUUCCCAAAGGCUGAUAAUGAAUCUAAUUUACCGGGAGCAAAGCCAAAAUCUCCAACUUCCCCAAGAUCGUCAACGAGUGAUUUCUCAUUAAGAAGGUCAAGUAGUACAUCUUAUCAGGCUUUGCAAGGUUUAACAAAUGGAGAUUCAAAUUCGAAAACAAAUCCUCAUCAUACAACCCAAGCUCUUGCGUCUCUUGAAAUGAUGAGCAUUCCUUCCAGGGGCAGUUCAAUGGAAAGAGAAAGGAGCAGAAUUGGCCCUAUAUUUAAAAAGGCAGAAGACAAUAUAAACGAAAUGGUGUUGAGAUCUGGAACCUACUAUAACUUACGUUCUUUAGUUAUCAAAAAUAUGAUAAUGUCCAUAUCUUACAAAGGUGCACAUAGCGUUUUAACAAAUGUUAACAGUUUAAUUGUUAAAGUACCACGUCUAGAAUAUACGAAUAAAAUAUGGUCAAGAGAAGAAUUUUUUAAUGCUAUUAAAAAGGACGUCUUUAAAGUGGUGCUCCAUCACACUGGUAACAUUAUUGGUAACAAAUUUAUACCACACAAGAAAGAAAGUAAAAAAUCCACCAAGGAAAAUUGUAAUACUAUUAAUCCAUUUUCAUAG
Molecule: messenger RNA, 7737 nt
Organism: Henningerozyma blattae CBS 6284
Lineage: Eukaryota; Fungi; Ascomycota; Saccharomycetes; Saccharomycetales; Saccharomycetaceae
Gene: HOB2
Product: Hob2p
Exons: 1
Coding region: 1-7737 (2578 amino acids)
Source: RefSeq, a predicted model, not a curated record